This is a messenger RNA of Cylicocyclus nassatus, 654 nucleotides long. Lineage: Eukaryota; Metazoa; Nematoda; Chromadorea; Rhabditida; Strongylidae. The record is from the annotation of a GenBank genome assembly.
AUGGGAGGUGGCGGCAUGGGAGGAGGCAGUUAUGCUGGCAGCACUGGAGGAGGAUCUCAACCUCCCCCUCCACCCCCACCACCACCUCCACCACCACCAUCAGGUGGUUACAGCACCGGAGGCGGCAGCUACGGUGGAAGUGGCGGAAGCACCGGAGGCGGAAGCACGGGAGGAGGAAGCAUGGGAGGUGGAAGCUACGGAGGAAGCAGUGGUGGUGUGGGAGGAGGCAGCAUGGGAGGAGGCAGUUAUGCUGGUAGCACUGGAGGAGGAUCUCAACCUCCUCCACCCCCACCACCACCUCCACCACCAUCAUCAGGUGGUUACAGCACCGGAGGAGGCAGUUACGGCGGAAGUGGCGGAAGCGGAGGAGGAAGCAUGGGAGGCGGCGGCAUGGGUGGCGGUAGCUAUGGAGGCGGUUCUCAGCCUUCCGGAGGAUACUCACAGGGCUCAGCGCCAAUGCCACAAGCACUACCUGCUCCUGGACCCGCGCCAGUGCCGCAACCAAUGCCACCACCACCCCCACCAAGUGGAGGAGGAUACUCUGGCCCCUCUCCUCCAUCUGGUGGUGGAUAUUCGCAGUCUGGCGGUGGUUACCAGCAAAGAUAUUUGAUGCGCAAUCGGGUUGUUCUCAGGAAAAUGACAGCAAAAGUUUGA